This is a messenger RNA of Symbiodinium sp. CCMP2592, 864 nucleotides long. NCBI's taxonomy places the organism in Eukaryota, Dinophyceae, Suessiales, Symbiodiniaceae. The record is from the annotation of a GenBank genome assembly.
AUGUCACUUCCUCCUGGCGCUGCUGACGUGUCAACUUCAACAAUGUCGUCUAGCCAUGACUUCGAGAUUUUCCAACCUGUGCGAGUGCCCUGGACACUCACCUUGCCAGCCUGCACUUAUACGUCCACAUUUCUUUCAUUCCAGAGUGCUUGUGCUGAAUGCCGGCAUGGCUUCCUUUCCGGGACUUUAAAUGCUAACAGAGUUAUCUGGCCUGUUCUGAUGGAAGUGGUGGUGUGUUUGUUCGCCAUGGUCGCACAAGUGUACGUGCCGGACUACCUCUUGCGUGGGAUUGUGCACCAUGAGAUUGAAGCCUGCCAUGGCAUUUGUAUCAAGCUUCAAUUAUUCGCGGUUGGAUUUUGGAUUGCAGAGAUGCUACAAGAAGGCUGGGAGACAUGGUCCAUGCUCGUGUGGAUGUGCGUUGCUAAUAAAGUAGAGUACAACGUAAAUGAGAAAAAGUCCACGAUCCAGCUGCCUGCCAUUACGCGGCGCGUGCGUUGGUGGGAGAGCCUUGUUGGCGCACUACUCAUCCUGUGCAAAUUCCUCAUUGCGGUAUGGCUCACUUACAUGGGGAGCUUUGUGAUCGUGAACUCCGAGAACAAUCAAGACCUUAUCUUCAAUUGCGUGGCCAUGAACUUCCUUCUCAAACUGGACGACAUGAUGUUCGUAUGCAUGUCGAGCAAAAUGUCAAAGGACAUGGUCAAAAGCCUUGAGCCACAGCAUGUGGAAGUUGAGAGCUGCCAAAAAGUGUAUGCAUUCGAUCUUGCCUUCGGGCCCCUGCUCACAGUGAUCGUCUGGGCAUCGCUGACAUCGGGCUUUGUCUUUAUUGGUAAUGAAUGCGGGUAUACCCGAGAGCAUGCAUGUUAA